Messenger RNA from Diaporthe batatas, 1257 nucleotides. RefSeq lists its product as uncharacterized. Gene Ontology annotation, molecular function: O-methyltransferase activity. The transcript has 6 exons. NCBI's taxonomy places the organism in Eukaryota, Fungi, Ascomycota, Sordariomycetes, Diaporthales, Diaporthaceae. Bases 1 to 1257 code for a protein of 418 amino acids. The record is from RefSeq and is a predicted model, not a curated record.
AUGUCCAAAACAUCGCUCGCGAAUGGGAAUGGGGUGUCGGACAAGUUGAUCCUGCAGGCUCUCUCCGAGGUGAACGCGACAGCCCAGCAGUGGAGUAACGCCUCGAGUCAGGAGAAGAAUGGCGACGACACCGAGGCUGCAGUGGCCAAGGCACGGUUUCAGCUGGCCAACCAGGUCUGGCGACUGUACUCGGCCAUCAAGGGGCCUGCUGAUAUGGUCCAUGACCACUUAGAAAGGUUCACGUAUACUGGCGCCGUGCGUACAUUGCUGGCCGUGGGCGUGUUUGAUGAGUUGCCCACGGAUGGGAAGAGCAAAUCCGCGCAACAACUCAGUGACAAGCUUGGAAUUGAGAAAUUAUUGUUGAUUCGCCUGAUGAGAAUCACCACGGCACUUGGUCUAUUCGCCGAAGUCAACAAGGAGGAAUACGCCCAUACGGCUCUGUCGAAAGCCUAUUUGGCCCCUGGGCUCAGAGGCUUUUUCCAAAUGGCCGUCGACGAGCACAUGGCCGUCUCCGCCAAUUUCCACGAAUACUUUCAGCAAAAUGGCUACAAGGUGCCCACCUCGCCCAACGACAACCCCUACACCUUCCACUUCAAGACCGGUGGGCUGCCCAUCUUCGAAUGGAUGCAGAAAUUUCCGGCGCGCAUCGAGAGCUUUAACAUGGCAAUGACAACAGGCUCCAAGCAGGGCGACGCGUCCAUCGCGCUGUUCCCUUGGCGCGAGGCCGUGAAGCGGAGCUCAAGCAACAGCACCACGGCCGAGACACCUCUGGUCAUCGACGUCGGGGGUGGGCGCGGCCAUGCGGCUCACCUGAUUCGGCAGGAACUUGAUGGCGUGCCCGGGCGCGUGAUUGUGCAGGAUCUACCUGGAACGAUUGAGCAGGCACGGGAUGAGUAUCCCGACGUCGAGAAGCUAACGCACAAUUUCUUUGAACCGCAGCCCGUGAAAGGCGCUCUCGUCUAUUUCAUCCGCCGCGUCCUCCACGACUGGCCGGAUGAGGUCUGUGUGGGCAUCCUGAAAAACGUGGCGCUGGCCAUGACUCCCGAGUCACGCAUUGUCAUCAACGAGUUCCUGGUCCCAGAAGUUGGCGCAGACGCUGAGACAUGCUGGGUCGAUCUGGUCAUGCUGACCUUUGCCGGGAUGGAGCGGACGGCGGCGCAGUUUGAGGCGAUUCUUAAUGCUGCGGGUCUGAAAUUGACCAAGAUCCAUAGCAGCCCCAAGACACACUAUGUCGCUGUUGAGGCACAGCUGAAGUAG